This is a messenger RNA of Protopterus annectens (West African lungfish), 3224 nucleotides long. RefSeq names its product katanin regulatory subunit B1 (gene KATNB1). Gene Ontology annotation, biological process: microtubule severing; microtubule depolymerization. The record is from RefSeq and is a predicted model, not a curated record. Gene Ontology annotation, molecular function: microtubule binding. The coding region runs from base 30 to 1967 and encodes 645 amino acids. Lineage: Eukaryota; Metazoa; Chordata; Ceratodontiformes; Protopteridae. The transcript has 18 exons. Gene Ontology annotation, cellular component: katanin complex.
UUGUGGCUCAUGCAUCUAAUGUUUCAUCAAUGGUUCUGGGAAAGAGUUCUGGUCGACUUCUAGCCACUGGUGGUGAAGAUUGUCGAGUUAAUCUGUGGUCUGUUAAUAAGUCUAAUUGUAUUAUGAGUUUAACGGGUCAUACAUCACCAGUGGAGUGUGUGAGAUUCAGUACCAAAGAAGAAUUACUUGUAGCAGGAUCCCAGUCAGGAUCUCUUAGAGCUUGGGAUUUGGAGGCUGCCAAGAGUCUCCGCACCUUAAGUGGACACAAAGCCAACAUCUGUAGUCUUGAUUUUCAUCCGUAUGGAGAGUUUGUUGCAUCUGGUUCUAUGGACACCAAUAUUAAGCUUUGGGACAUUAGAAGGAAAGGCUGUGUCUUUCGCUACAAGGGUCAUUCGCAAGCAGUCAGGUGCCUUCGAUUUAGUCCAGAUGGGAAAUGGAUUGCAUCUUCUGGUGAUGACAACACAGUUAAGCUUUGGGACAUAACUGCAGGGAAGAUAAUGGCAGACUUUACAAUGCACACAGGACCAGUGAAUGUUGUUGAGUUUCACCCUAAUGAGUACCUGCUAGCUUCAGGUAGCUCAGAUAGGACAGUAAAAUUUUGGGACUUGGAAAAGUUUGAGCUGGUGAGCUGCAGUGAAGGAGAUACUAAUGCAGUAAGGACAAUUGUCUUCAAUUCUGAUGGAAGCUGCCUUUAUAGUGGUUCCCAGGAUUCCUUACGGGUAUAUGGCUGGGAGCCAGAACGUUGUUUUGAUGUUGUGCAAGUAAAUUGGGGCAAAGUAUCCGAUCUUGCUGUCUGCAGUAAUCAGCUGAUUGGAGUUUCUUCUGAUUUGACAAAUGUAUCCAUAUAUGUUGUUGACCUCAAUCAUGUCAGAAGGUCAGGAUCGGUCAUACAGGGUCUUCUUCAGGAUGACUCCCCUUUCAGCCAGCCAGUGCCAAAAGGAGGAAGCUUUAGGCGAAAUUAUGAGAGACCAUUGACUACCUGCAGCAAGCCACAGAGAAGGCUGAAACAGGAAUCUGAGAGUGAGCGGCAAAGCCCUGAAAAUGAAAGGCGCAGCCCAAGUAGUGAAGAUGAGAAGGAAGAAAAAGAGUCUACUGCAGAGAUCCAAAACCCUGAGGAAUACAAGCAGAUCUUCCAACCAAAGAAUGCUAUAUCACGGACACCACCACGAAAAAACGAGCCAUUUCCAGCUCCACCGGAAGAUGAUACAUUUGUGGUUAAAGAAGCUACAAAACCAGGCUUUGCAGCAGACAUUCAGACUCCAAAACCAAACAAGAUAAAUCCUGAAUUUUUGCAGGUGCCUCCUUUGACGACUUCUACACCUGUAAACAGAGUGGAACCUGUUGUGAUACCUGUCACAAAGAAUGAGCCAAUUGGGCUAAGAGUGGCAGACUUCUUACCGGUGCAGCCUGCCCGAAACAAUUACCAGGCAGAUGGUAAAGAAGAUGCUAUGUUACAAAUUAGGAAAGGCCAUGAUACCAUGUGUGCAAUAUUGACUACCCGGCAUAAAAACUUGGACACUGUUAAGGCUAUCUGGACCACUGGUGAGAUUAAGACAUCACUGGAUUCUGCUGUUGCUAUGAAUGAUCUCUCUGUGGUAGUGGACAUCUUGAACAUCAUAAACCUUAAACCGUCCCUGUUGAAGUUGGAUCUUUGUACUACAGUUCUUCCCCAAGUUGAAAAGCUGAUUCAGAGCAAGUAUGAAAGCUAUGUACAAACAGGCUCCACUUCCUUGAAGCUGAUCCUACAGAGAUUUUUACCCCUGAUAUUUGAUACAUUGAAAGCACCACCUCCUGUUGGGGUGGAUAUCACACGAGAAGAGAGGCUUCAGAAGUGCAAAGCAUGCCAUAAGCAGUUGAAGAACAUAAGCAACAUUGUGAAAAACAAGGCAGGAGCAGCAGGGAGACAUGGAAGUGCCUUUAGAGAGCUACAUAUUCUUAUGUUGGGCUUGGAUAAUGUGCCAAGUUAAAGAAUGCAUCAUUGCGUUUGUUUGAUUCAUGUAAACCAAGAAGCAAGUAGCCGUCAUGUUUAUUUGCAUUUAUGGUACUGCAGCAUUGUGGUGGUUUUAAUUCUUCAGAAUGGCAGCCAAAAUACCCAUGAAAGACCACAAUCUUCAUGCAGACCCAUUGAGGAGAAAAAAUGUUUUAAGUUCAAAAUAAAAAGAUUGGCACCUUCCUGAUGUUUCAGUUCAUGAGAAUGAAUUUUACAUUACAGAUUCUUGCAUAAGGAUAUUGCAAAAAUGUGCUUCUCUAGUACAAAUCUCUCCAUACAAUUUCAGCAGAUGUUUAAGUAUACAGGAUGUGACUUGUAUAGAGAGUGGCCUUGUACUUCUCUGAAAAAGCAGUUGUCUGCAGAAGUAAUUUAUUGUACAUUUAAUGCAGGUAUGCAUAACAUUUCCUGGUAUUGCUAGUUUUAGCAUUUGUAAUGAACUGUGAAUAGUGUCCUGACAAUUUAGACACAAUAUCAUUAAAAUUGUUGCAGAAAACAACAAUAUAUAUCUUCAAUUGGCAGAUGUGAUGCAAAUAAAUCUGCUGUUAUUUGUGUGCUUUGUACAUGUGUCUUUGGAAGAACAAAGUAAGCACUUCUGCUUGAGUCUACAUUUGUAAAAUUUCCCAGAAUCCUUUGUAAAAGUUACACAGGAGCCCUGAAUUCAAUGUAAUGGCAUGUGUUGUAAAGAAACAUUGUGUUUGUUACAGGCAUAUCAAGAACAUGACUGUUUCAGCAGUGUCCAAGUCCCAUUAGCUUACAUGACAAACAUUGUGAUAUGCAUUUUUUGGGUUAUAAAAUGAAUAUUUUAAAGUGCUUUGUAAUUGCUACACUUUGUUGAGCUGUAACAGAAUGGAUUGCCUUCAGUAGAAGUGACUUUAAGGAUUUUUUGGUUUCCAACACCUUGUACUAAAUACAGUGCAAAAGGAACUAUUUACCAUUACCCAGACUUUUAUGUAUGUGAGGAGUUAAGUAUGAUACAUGUGUGACUUUUUUAUCUAGGGCUGACUAUGCCAGCAAAUGUUGCAAAUGAAAUUUCAGACUCUGCAGUUUCACACAGAGGUUUGGGAGUCUGUUAUCCAGACUGCCUGCGAAUGUAUGUGUUGUGCACUUUUUGAUGUUGCUGUCUGCCCCAUUGUGUAGAUAUAUUUAAAUUUUGUUUAAUAAAACUGAAUAUUUUUUGUGUUGUACAUACUGAUUUUUUAGAGUUGUCAAUAAAAUCAACUGAAGUUGUUUCUUA